Molecule: messenger RNA, 2651 nt
Organism: Pyrenophora tritici-repentis Pt-1C-BFP
Lineage: Eukaryota; Fungi; Ascomycota; Dothideomycetes; Pleosporales; Pleosporaceae
Product: Tymo-45kd-70kd domain containing protein
Biological process (GO): mitotic spindle assembly checkpoint signaling; endoplasmic reticulum to Golgi vesicle-mediated transport
Cellular component (GO): RZZ complex
Source: RefSeq, a predicted model, not a curated record
ACCCUUUCUCGAUACCCGACAUGACAAUCGUCCGAUGAGCCCAAAUGCCGUCGCAAGUUUCAGAUGCGCAGCUAGGUGAUGCGCUGCUCCAAACAGUCGCAUACAAGAGGCCUCCCCAGGACGAAGAUGUGGCCUCCGCUGCAGUACCCUCCAGCGCCCUCCCCAAGCUACUAGAGGUGGUCCAUAAGGCGCGAGAAGAUACAAAAGACGAAGUGCGCAGGCUCUCGCGAGAAGCCGCACCCGACGUCGAUGGCUGGAUCGCCCAAGCGCGUAAGCUGCAGGACGACAUCAAACGCUCGCAAGAUACCGCAAAGGAGAUUGUACAGCAAGCCAAGGCAGGCGCGGAAGUUACGGCACGUGUCCAGGAUGCCGCAAGCAAGGUCAGCCUGCUGCAUUCCGAGAUUGCCUACAAUGAGAGUUUGUCACAAGCUGUGGAGCAGCUGAGAGACAUCUCAACCUUGCUGGACUCUGCUCAGAAUGCCGCUGUGAACGGUCAUGUCAUACAUGCCAUAAAUACCUUGGAAGACGCAGAUGGCGCCUUCAAGAGACUCGGACCUUUUACAACCACCAGGGUUGUGGGUGUGCUGAAGAACAAAGAGGAGACGCUGAAGAAGGCAAUUGUAGAGACUGUGACAGAUUCAUGGAAUGGACUGGUCUCGGUCGACAACACUAACCACAAAAUCUCGCUGCAUCAAUCCAUCCAACGGGAAGCUACAAUCGAUAUCAAUACAACCGUUGAAGCCCUUACGAAGCUAGACCUCCUUGACAACUUUGUCAACCGCCUGAGCCGCGAUCUCGACAGAAUCAUAAUUUCCCCCCGCCUUUCCAUGGGCGCCGACCGGGUUAUGUUUGCUUUCGAUAUUCAAGGGGAUGACAUCAAACGUGCUGGUUCGGUGAGCCAGGCUAGUAUAGAGUCUACACUGAAAGACAUUGAUUUAAUCGCGGAGUAUCUGAGUACGCGACUACCGCCUAGUAUUGCCGUCCCGCUCUCGUCCAAAGUCGUCCCGAUCAUCGCGUCUCGCCUGGUAUCGAAUCAGCUUUUGCCUGCCGUACCGCUUUCAACAAAGGACAUACCACAGUUCCAGGAAUCGCUUUCAUAUGUCCUGGGGCUUGUCGAAUCUCUUGACGAGCUUGGCUGGUCUGGCCAGCAUCGCCUCUCAGAAUGGGUCGAUAAAUCUGCCGAAAUAUGGUUAGCUAAACAGAAAGAAGCCGCGAUUUCCAGAGUGCAAACACUGUUCCUAAAGAAGGUUCUGGAGAAGAAGACUGUGGAGAGAGUCGAGACGCAGGUCAUCUCGAAGGGUGACGCACUUCAUGCUGGUGGCGAUCAGGAGGACGAUUGGGGUGCUGACUGGGAUGAAGAAGCCGAGACACCCAAGGAGGAGAAAGAGAGUAUUGAGGAAGAAGACAUGAGCGCAUGGGGUGAAGAGGUUGAAGUGACGAUUGAAGAACCGAACGUGGAGGAUGUUAAGGAAAAGCCAGUCGACACAGAGGAUGGGGACGACUGGGGUGCCGACUGGGACGAUGAAGCUGAUACCAAAGCGGUCGAGAGUCCGAGUUCCCCACAGAAAUCAGCACCGCAAAUGUCUUCAAAGGAAAAGUCGGUCGCUACAAAACCGUCGGCCGACCAAGAGGUUACACUGCGCGAAACAUACACAGUCACCGCCAUCCCAGAUGCGAUCAUGGAAAUCAUUCUACAAGUUAUCGCAGACGUCGAGGCUUUAAACUCGCCGGGCCUCGUCAAGUCAGCAAUUUCACCCGCAAGUGGAGGCCUCUAUGUCAUUCCCAGCCUUCUGCUUGCCAUGUACCGAGCGACCGCUGUUAUGCAUUAUUCCAAGGACAUUGCGAGUAAUAUGCUCAUCUACAACGACUGCCAGCGACUUUCAGAUCGAUUACGACUCUUUCUACAAGAACAGAGUGAUAAGGACAAAAACUCUACCUUGCUGCAACAUCUACAACCUUCAAAGCGUCUAAAGCCGCUGCUCGAGGCUGACAUCAAGUCUAUCGAUGGAUUUGGCAAACGCGCCUACGGACGGGAGAUGGAAUCGCAACGGCAGAUCAUAAGGGACCAUCUAGAAGAUGCACAAGGGUUUCAAGACUGUACCAAUGUUCCUUUUGCUACGGUAUGCGACGACGCCAUUGCCACAACAAUUGACAGGAUAGGCGAUGUGAAGCGACAGUGGCAAAAGGUUCUUUCCCACAGUGCCUUGCUCCAGUCGCUUGGCUCGCUAGUUUCGGCCGCUCUUAUGAAAUUUAUCAACGACGUAGAGGAUAAGGCGGACAUCGCAGAAGAUGAAUCCCGGAAACUACACGGGUAUUGCGUUUCGCUCGCUACACUAGCCCAACACUUCCAAACCGAAGAUGGUAAUGGAGAAGUAAGAGAUAUGGCCGGUAUAUAUACGCCCAACUGGUUCAAAUUCCAGUAUCUUAGCGAGAUUCUGGAUAGUAGUCUCGCAGAUAUCAAGUACUUCUGGACUGAUGGUGAGCUGAAGUUGGAGAUGGAAGCGGAGGAAGUGAUCGGUCUGAUAGAGGCUCUGUUUGCGCCCAGCGAGCACCGGAGGAAAGCUAUCGCUCAGAUUAGGAGCACAAGUAUGCAGUGAACAAUGGUAGGAAUAUUAAGCAGCAGCUGAACUACAAGCUGCCCUUGGGCCGCC